AUGGUGGGGUCCUCAACCGACUUGCGGGAAAUCGACGACAGCACUUCCAAGCUGCAUGAAGAGCUCUCCAGUGUCGCGCCUGCCGGCAGCCCCGGGUGUCACUGCUUAGAGUUCGACUCCUGGUGGAAUGAGGGCAAGCAUCGGCGCUUCGUGUAUAUAAGGUACAGCAUUACGGAAGGAGCUUUUCAAAUGGCCAUCGACGAGGAUAGCAAUCUAUAUCACGUCCCGGUGGCCUAUGGUGCACGGACCGGAGAGGCGGUGACCGUUUGGGAUUUGCAUGUCGGCGCCGAAGUAGACAUCCUGGGGCGGAUGACAACGCUGCAGCGAUGUUCGCAGACCACUGCAGAGUGGAACAAGUAUUGGGUGUGGCCCCAAGCCUUCACAGUCUGUCCGCAGACUGACCUGCUACCUCAGACGUGCUCCUGCCGGCGCUACUGUACCUAUCUGUACCUAUCUUCACGAACCGAUCAUGUCCCGUCGCCCGAAGUGCCGGCGCUUUAG
Symbiodinium sp. CCMP2456 is the source of this 501-nucleotide messenger RNA. Lineage: Eukaryota; Dinophyceae; Suessiales; Symbiodiniaceae. The record is from the annotation of a GenBank genome assembly.